Microthlaspi erraticum is the source of this 933-nucleotide messenger RNA. Lineage: Eukaryota; Viridiplantae; Streptophyta; Magnoliopsida; Brassicales; Brassicaceae. The record is from the annotation of a GenBank genome assembly.
AUGGGUUCUCUUGACUUGCCGCACGCUUCAUCUUUCAAGGGAGGAAGUGAAACAUUUCUCCGGAAUGUGCUUGAAAGUAUACUGAAAACGUAUUUGAAGAAGAAUCCGACAGCGAAUACGAUAUGGGAAAUGGUUCAGUCUCUUGACAACGAAAAGAUAUGCUACGAUCACUUCACUUUCAGGACAUUUAAGGUCGAUGGUUAUGGAAUAAAUUCCUUGUCGAGUUUUUUCAUGGAUUAUGGAUAUAAAGUUGGAGGCGAUCUUGAUUUUCCAAAAAAGAAAUCACGAGUCCUUUGGUUUUCUCCUCCGGAUGUUGACGUCCCUAAUGACGGUCAAGGUCUAGGGAAUGGUCCUUUGCCAAGAAUCGUUAUAGCUGAGGUUCUUGUGGAGGAACUAAGCCUUGAGUCACAGGAAAUAAUAAAGAAGUAUUUAAAACCAGAAGGUGGUAAGCAAGCGGUUCUUUCAAGUACUUUGGGGUCUUUAAUAUGGGAGAAGCCUACAUGGACCGACUUCAAGCAACUUGCAGAAGAAAACGAGUUUGCGGCAUGGACGCUUAUGCACGGCUACACAAUGAACCAUCUUGCUUUUGCGGUUCAUCGAUUCAAACACAGUUUCAGUGACAUCAAAUGCAUCAAACAGUAUCUUGAAGAAAAGGGAUUCAAACUCAACACUGACGGAGGAAUUCUCAAAGUGAGUGAAGAUGGUCUACUUUUACAAAUCUCGACCUUCUCGGAAAGGCUUCCGGUUGAAUUCGCAGACGGCGUAACUGAAACGAUCCCGGCUUCAUACAUCGAGUUCACUCAGCGUCUGGUUCUUCCACAGUUCAAAGAUGUGCCGUGCCAUGAGAUCAAAGAAUUUCAUAGACGUGAUGCCUUUGAGGUCAAUAGCGCCGACAACAUAAUGGAAAGCACCCGUUUCACAGCUCCAGUGUAA